Molecule: messenger RNA, 1892 nt
Organism: Ceratotherium simum simum (southern white rhinoceros)
Lineage: Eukaryota; Metazoa; Chordata; Mammalia; Perissodactyla; Rhinocerotidae
Gene: SOCS4
Product: suppressor of cytokine signaling 4
Biological process (GO): positive regulation of proteasomal ubiquitin-dependent protein catabolic process; phosphatidylinositol phosphate biosynthetic process; intracellular signal transduction
Cellular component (GO): phosphatidylinositol 3-kinase complex
Molecular function (GO): 1-phosphatidylinositol-3-kinase regulator activity
Source: RefSeq, a predicted model, not a curated record
ACGCCGGUGGCUGGGGGAGUGAGAAAGAAAGGGAGGGAGCCGGACACGGAAGUGGUGGCAGCGCCUGGGGAGCAGGUGGAGGCGGUGACCGGGACGUCUGAGACGAGAUCCCAGCGCCGAGGGGAGCGGACAUGCAGAAAGGCAUCCGCCUUGUAGGACAUACAUGAGGUGCAGGAGCGGCUGGGCCUCCCUUCUCCGCCUCAGCGAGCGCCCAGAGUGAUGGCGAUGGUGAUGGCGGCAGUGCCUCGGGCAGCCCCAGUGAAACUGCGCUUCGGGAGAUACAUCCAGAAAGUGCCCAGAAGAAACUUCCUGCCAGAAAAACUGAAAAAGCAAUAUUCAUAAUACUGGAAUUUGUGGAUAAUUUGUUAAAAUGGCAGAAAGUAGUGAAAAUAAUAGUAAAAAUGUAGAUGUAAGGCCCAAAACUAGUCGGAGUAGAAGUGCUGACAGAAAGGACGGUUAUGUGUGGAGUGGAAAGAAGUUAUCUUGGUCAAAAAAGAGUGAAAGCUGUUCAGAUGCUGAAACAGUGAAUGCUAUAGAGAAAACUGAAGUUCCUUUAAGGAGCCAAGAAAGAAAGCACAGCUGUUCAUCUAUCGAGUUGGAUUUAGAUCAUUCCUGUGGGCAUCGAUUUUUAGGUCGAUCUCUUAAACAGAAACUGCAAGAUGCUGUGGGGCAGUGUUUUCCAAUAAAGAAUUGUAGUAGUCGGCACUCUUCAGGGCUUUCAUCUAAAAGAAAAAUUCAUAUCAGUGAACUCAUGUUAGAUAAGUGUCCUUUCCCACCUCGAUCAGAUUUAGCUUUUAGGUGGCAUUUUAUUAAACGACACACUGCCCCUAUAAAUCCCAAAUCAGAUGAAUGGGUAAGCACAGACUUGUCUCAGAGUGAAUUGAGGGAUGGUCAGCUAAAACAAAGAAGAAACGUGGAAGAAGAGGUAAACUGUUUCCCACAUACUAUUGUUCAGCCCUGUGUCAUAACCACCAACAAUGCUUCAUGUAGAGAUGGUUCUAUGACUGGCUCUGUGAUGAACCUGGUUUCAAAUAACAGUAUAGAAGAUAGUGAUACGGAUUCAGAUGAUGAAAUUAUAACACUUUGCACAAGUUCCAGGAAAAGAAACAAACCCAAAUGGGAAAUGGAUGAAGAAAUCCUGCAGUUGGAAACACCUCCUAAGUAUCACACCCAGAUUGAUUAUGUCCACUGUCUUGUACCGGACCUCCUUCAGAUCAAUAACAAUCCAUGUUACUGGGGAGUUAUGGAUAAAUAUGCAGCUGAAGCUCUACUAGAAGGAAAACCAGAGGGUACCUUUUUACUUCGAGACUCAGCACAGGAAGACUAUUUAUUCUCUGUUAGUUUUAGACGUUAUAGUCGUUCUCUUCAUGCUAGAAUUGAACAGUGGAAUCACAACUUUAGCUUUGAUGCACAUGAUCCUUGUGUCUUCCAUUCUCCUGACAUUACUGGGCUCCUAGAACAUUAUAAGGACCCAAGUGCCUGUAUGUUCUUUGAACCACUUUUAUCCACUCCUUUAAUUCGGACUUUCCCCUUUUCCCUGCAGCAUAUAUGCAGAACAGUUAUUUGUAACUGUACAACUUAUGAUGGCAUUGAUGCCCUUCCAAUUCCUUCUUCUAUGAAAUUAUAUCUGAAGGAAUAUCACUAUAAAUCAAAAGUUAGAGUACUCAGGAUUGAUGCACCAGAACAACAAUGCUAGGAAUAGAGUAGGAACUUGGGAAUGAUUAUAUACAUAUUUUCAUUUAAUAUUUUAUUUUUCUUAUUAUGCCACUUUGAAUUUUUCUACAAGGGCAGUUAAGAGUCCAAAAUAAACCUCUGCCCUAAAUUUUACUUCCAAAUCAGUUUAUUUUUCUUAUGAUACACUAAUUGUUUAAGGUUACACAUUAGGGGUUAAU